AUGGUGCAGAAGUAUCAAUCCCCCGUACGGGUGUAUAAACACCCUUUUGAGUUAAUUGUGGCUGCAUAUGAAAGAAGGUUUCCUACAUGUCCUCUGAUCCCCAUGUUUGUAGCCAGUGACAUUAUCAACGAAUACAAGAGUGAUGAUGAAGCUAUCCAUGUGAUAGAACGGCGCUGUAAGCUGGAUAUAGACGCACCACGGUUAUUGAAGAAGAUUUCAGGAGUGGAUUAUGUCUACUUUGUCCAGAAGAAUUCUUUGAACAGACGAGAAAGGACUUUGCAUAUAGAAGCCUUCAAUGAAACCUUCUCUAACAGAGUCAUUAUUAAUGAACACUGCUGUUACACAGUUCAUCCUGACAAUGAAGACUGGACCUGUUUUGAACAAUCAGCAAGUCUGGAUAUAAAAUCUUUUUUUGGUUUCGAAAGCACAGUGGAAAAGAUUGCCAUGAAGCAGUACACCAGCAGCAUCAAGAAGGGAAAAGAAAUAAUAGAAUACUACCUGAAGCAGCUCGAGGAAGAAGGAAUAACUUUUGUUCCUCGUUGGACUCCUCCUGUUGCAUGUAAAUUGGAGAGCAGCACAUCCCACACAAGGCAACCAAUUUCACCUGCUAUUAAUAUACCAGACUCUGCAACAAAGGAGGGCUUAAGCAGUAAGGAGAUCCUCAACACCUCAGGCAGCCCCACAGAGCCCACAGCAGGAACGCCUGAUGACAAGCUAGACGCAGACUACAUCAAGCGUUAUUUGGGUGACCUGACACCGAUGCAGGAAAGCUGCCUCAUUCGGCUGAGACAGUGGCUGCAGGAGACGCACAAAGGCAAAAUCCCAAAGGAUGAGCACAUUUUAAGAUUCCUGCGUGCCCGGGACUUCAACAUUGAUAAAGCAAGAGAGAUCCUUUGCCAGUCGCUGACGUGGCGUAAGCAGCACCAGGUAGACUAUAUUCUAGACACCUGGAACCCUCCUCAGGUACUCCAAGAUUACUAUGCAGGCGGCUGGCAUCACCAUGACAAAGAUGGCCGUCCACUGUACGUGCUGAGGUUGGGACAGAUGGAUACUAAAGGCUUAGUACGAGCUCUUGGGGAAGAGGCCUUGCUUCGAUACGUUCUUUCAAUAAAUGAAGAAGGACUGAGACGAUGUGAGGAGAACACAAAAGUUUUUGGCAGGCCAAUAAGCUCUUGGACCUGUCUAGUAGAUCUGGAAGGCUUGAACAUGCGACAUUUGUGGAGACCUGGUGUCAAAGCAUUGCUAAGAAUCAUUGAGGUGGUUGAAGCUAAUUACCCUGAGACUUUGGGUCGUCUUCUAAUCCUCAGAGCACCUCGAGUAUUCCCAGUUCUUUGGACACUGGUUAGUCCAUUCAUUGAUGACAACACUAGAAAGAAAUUCCUUAUUUAUGCUGGAAAUGACUACCAGGGUCCUGGGGGACUGCUCGAUUACAUUGAUAAAGAAAUUAUCCCUGAUUUUCUUGGUGGAGAGUGCAUGUGUGAAGUACCAGAGGGUGGGCUGGUUCCCAAGUCCCUCUACCGGACAGCAGAAGAAUUGGAAAAUGAAGACAUAAAGCUCUGGACUGAGACAAUCUACCAGUCUGCAAGUGUCUUCAAAGGAGCUCCGCAUGAGGUGCUCAUUCAAAUUGUGGAUGCCUCAUCUGUGAUCACGUGGGAUUUUGACGUGUGCAAGGGUGACAUUGUUUUUAACAUCUUUCAUUCCAAAAGAGCUCCACAGCCUCCUAAAAAGGAAUCUCUGGGCGCUCACAGUAUUACAUCUCCUGGUGGGAACAAUGUCCAGUUGAUAGACAAAGUCUGGCAGUUGGGGCGUGAUUACAGCAUGGUGGAGUCUCCUCUUAUCUGCAAAGAAGGGGAGAGUGUGCAGGGAUCGCAUGUGACCAGGUGGCCUGGCUUCUAUAUUCUCCAGUGGAAAUUUCAUAGCAUGCCUGCCUGUGCUGCAACCAACCUGCCUCGUGUGGAUGAUGUCUUAGCAUCUCUGCAGGUCUCCUCUCACAAAUGUAAAGUGAUGUACUACACAGAAGUAAUAGGAUCUGAAGAUUUCAG
Messenger RNA from Antrostomus carolinensis (chuck-will's-widow), 2042 nucleotides. Its product is annotated as SEC14-like protein 1. Gene Ontology annotation, biological process: negative regulation of RIG-I signaling pathway. The annotation marks the transcript as partial. Gene Ontology annotation, molecular function: RIG-I binding. Gene Ontology annotation, cellular component: cytoplasm; cytosol. The record is from RefSeq and is a predicted model, not a curated record. NCBI's taxonomy places the organism in Eukaryota, Metazoa, Chordata, Aves, Caprimulgiformes, Caprimulgidae. The transcript is spliced from 14 exons.